This is a messenger RNA of Phragmites australis (common reed), 3948 nucleotides long. Its product is annotated as leucine-rich repeat receptor-like protein kinase PEPR2. The coding region runs from base 187 to 3591 and encodes 1134 amino acids. The transcript is spliced from 2 exons. NCBI's taxonomy places the organism in Eukaryota, Viridiplantae, Streptophyta, Magnoliopsida, Poales, Poaceae. The record is from RefSeq and is a predicted model, not a curated record. Gene Ontology annotation, molecular function: protein kinase activity; protein binding; ATP binding. Gene Ontology annotation, biological process: protein phosphorylation.
UGCACAACGGCUUUUCCUCCCCGUGCAGCACCGGAUCCGAAAGGGCCCCAUCUCACUCCCACUCGGCGAUGCUGCCGCCACCACCGCGGCCGCCAUGGCCAUCCCUCUCUUCUCCCCCUCCCUUCAAAGCGUCGUCGCUCGCCAAAGAAAUGAGCAGCACCCUCCUGCACCGAAGAAGGCAGCGAGAUGCAGCUCCCUCCCAUGUCUCACGCCGCCGCCUUCUUGCUCCUUGUCACGCUCGCCGCGUCCAUUACACCGCCGUCGGAGGCGUCGUCCGCGGGAGCCGGUGACGCAGACGUCUUGCUCGCCUUCCUCGCCUCCCUGCCGCCGGCGUCCCGACGCGUCCUCCGCCCGUCGUGGAAGGCGAACGCCACCAGCAGCAGCGGCGGCGUUGGUGGCUCCGGACACUGCGCGUUUCUUGGCGUCGCGUGCACAGCCGCCGGCACCGUUGCCGCGGUCAACCUCUCCGGGGUGGGUCUCUCUGGCGCGCUAACAGCGUCCGCGCCGCGGCUCUGCGCGCUCCCGGCGCUCGCUGCGCUCGACCUCUCCCACAACCGCUUCACGGGUCCCAUCCCCACCGCGCUCGCCGCGUGCUCCGGGGUUACCGCGCUCCUCCUUGGCGGCAACCUCCUCACCGGCGCUGUCCUCCCUGAAUUCCUCUCCUUGCGCCGGCUCCAGAAGAUCGACCUCAGCGCCAACGCGCUCACCGGCGAGAUUCCCGCCGCCGGCUCUCCGGUUCUCGAGUACCUCGACCUCAGCGUCAACGCCCUCUCCGGCACCAUCCCGCCGGAGCUCGCCGCGCUCCCGGGGCUCAGCUACUUGGACCUGAGCAGCAACAAUCUAUCCGGGCCAAUGCCGGUGUUCGCUGCGCCGUGCGGGCUCGUCUACCUCAGCCUCUACUACAACCAGAUCGCCGGGGAACUCCCCCGGAGCCUCAGCAACUGCGGCAAUCUCACUACCUUGUACCUAUCCUACAAUCAAAUCGGUGGCAAGGUGCCGGAUUUCUUUACGUACAUGCCAAAUUUGCAAACGCUGUACCUUGACGACAACCAGUUCGCUGGGGAGCUGCCGAGGAGCAUCGGUGAGCUUGUGACCUUGGAAGAAUUGGUGGUGUCGAAUAACGGGUUCACAGGCCCUGUGCCGGAGGCAAUUGGUCAGUGCCAGUCAUUGACGAUGCUCUACUUGAAUGGCAACCAAUUCACCGGCGUCCCAUCGUUCAUUGGCAAUUUUAGCAGCUUACAGAAGUUCUCUAUGGCAGAUAAUGGCAUUUCUGGGCCAAUUCCACCGGAAAUUGGGAAAUGCCGGGAGUUGGUUGAGCUUCAACUCCAGAACAACAGCCUCUCCGGGGCGAUACCACCGGAAAUCGGUGAGCUUAGCCAACUGCAGAAGCUGUACCUAUUCAAUAAUUUGCUCAACGGGCCAGUUCCUUCAAAAUUAUGGCAGUUGGCUGAUAUGGUGGAGUUGUAUCUCUACAAUAAUAGCCUCAGUGGCGAGGUGCCUACAGAGAUAACUCAAAUGAGGAAACUCAGAGAGAUCUCCUUGUUCAGCAAUAACUUCACUGGUGUGUUACCGCAGGCCCUGGGGUUGAAUAUGACACCUGGACUUCUUCGUGUCGACCUCACUGGCAACCGUUUCCGUGGGGAGAUUCCACCCGGUCUCUGCACCGGAGGCCAGCUCAGCGUUCUUGAUCUUGGAGAUAACCAAUUCAGUGGGGGUUUUCCCACCGAAAUUGCUAAAUGUGAGUCUCUCUGGAGGUUUAUUCUGAAGAAUAACCUGAUCAGUGGCAACUUACCGGCAAAUUUGGGCACAAAUAUAGGAUUGUCAUACAUGGACAUGAGUGGCAAUCUGCUUGAAGGAAAGAUACCGAGUGCGCUUGGCUCAUGGCACAAUCUAACAAUGCUUGAUUUCUCCGAUAACAACUUCUCCGGACCAAUACCCAGUGAGCUCGGUGCUUUAAGCAGACUUGGGACUCUACGCAUGUUGUCAAACAGGCUGACAGGACAGAUACCACAUGAACUGGGAAACUGCAAGAAUCUCCUUCGUUUGGAUCUUGGAAAUAACCUUCUCAAUGGAAGUAUACCUGCAGAGAUCACAACACUUGGUAGCCUGCAAAAUCUUCUACUCGGAGAGAACAGCCUCACUGGACCAAUACCGGACUCCUUUACCGCAACACAGGAUCUAAUUGAGCUGCAGCUUGGUGACAAUUGUUUGGAAGGAGCCAUUCCUCGCAGCUUAGGUAACCUUCAGUACCUGUCAAAAACUCUUAACAUUAGCAACAACAGACUGAGCUGCCAAAUUCCAAGUAGUCUUGGAAACCUUAAGAAUCUUGAAGUGCUUGACUUGUCAAGAAACUCAUUGUCUGGCCCAAUCCCCUCUCAGCUGAGCAACAUGAUCUCACUUUCGGUUGUGAACAUUUCAUUCAAUAAGCUCUCCGGUCAGCUCCCUGCUAACUGGGUUAAUCUUGCAGUACAGUCACCAGAUGGUUUUUUGGAGAAUCCUCAAUUGUGCAUAGACUCUGCUUGUGCGCAUUGCUGCAAGAAUCAACCUGGAAAACUUCGAUACAGGAAGAAAAGGAUUCUUGUGGCAUUGCUAAUGUCAACUCUCAUUGUCAUGAUUGCUGGCUUGUGUGCUGUUCACUACACUGUUAAGAGAUCACAGUGCUUAUCAUCAAGACAGCGCGCUGUCCGUAACCUGGACUCGACAGACAAAUUGCCAGAAGAGCUGACCUAUGAAGAUAUACUCCGAGCAACAGACAACUGGAGCGAGAAGUAUGUCAUUGGAAGAGGCCGGCAUGGCACAGUCUACCGGACAGAUUGCAAAAUUGGGAAGCAGUGGGCAGUUAAGACAGUUGAUCUGUCCCAGUUCAAGUUCCCCAUUGAGAUGAAGAUUCUGAACAUGGUGAAGCACCGCAACAUUAUCAGGAUGGCCGGCUACUGCAUCCGUGGUAGCACUGGCCUAAUCCUCUCUGAGUACAUGCCCGAGGGCACGCUCUUUGAGCUAUUGCAUGAAAGGAAGCCUCAAGUGGCCCUUGACUGGAUGGUCCGGCAUCAGAUCGCCCUUGAUGUAGCUCAAGGUCUCUCCUAUCUGCACCAUGACUGUGUACCCAUGAUUGUUCAUAGGGAUGUCAAAUCCAGCAACAUACUGAUGGAUGCCGAGCUUGUGCCCAAACUCACAGAUUUUGGCUUGGGAAAAAUUGUCGAUGAUGAGGAUGCCGACGCAACAGUGUCCAUCGUUGUUGGUACCCUUGGCUACAUUGCUCCAGAGCAUGGAUACUCCACAAGAUUAACUGAGAAGAGCGAUGUCUACAGCUAUGGAGUAGUGCUACUUGAGCUCCUUUGCAGGAAGAUUCCUGUGGAUCCUUCAUUUUGUGACGGUGCGGACAUUGUGACAUGGAUGAGAACAAACCUGAAGCAAACAGAUCGCUGCAGCAUCAUAAGCUGUCUGGACAAAGAGAUCAUGCACUGGCCUGGAGAUGACCAAGCAAAGGCUCUGGACGUGCUGGAUCUGGCGAUUGCGUGUACACAGGUGGCUUACCAGUCGAGGCCUUCCAUGAGGGAAGUGGUGAACAUCUUGAUGAGAAUAGAAAAGUAAGUUUUCAGUCGUCUUAUGGCAUGGAUUGUCUUUGAAUUAACCAAAAAAAAAAAAAAAGAUGGAUAUGCAAUUGUACAGUUCGGAAGUUUCAAAAGACAUUGACAAAUAAAAUUACAGUGACCAGUAUUUGGGAAAAGUUUUGCACUACUAUACAUUCUGCAAGAGUUGUGGCCUCGUAUUGGAUCCCUUUUGCAAGCUUGCAGCAGCAGACUCUGUUAAUUAGUGAAGAAGAAUGGUCAUAACUAGUGCUAUAAUCUACACUAGUACUAAAGACAAUUGUGUAUAUAAUAGGGUUUAAGGUAGUAGAUAAUUUACUGUACCUUAUGCGAUGAGAUAUAGUAGUCAUCGGCAAUUUCA